AGUCGAACUUCAGCAGAGGAGCAGAAACGACCUGGAGGAGAAUUUAUUUCACUAAACUGAAGUUUUAAUACGACUGACAGGAGUUUUAACUUCACUUUAGUCCUGAGACUGAAGUCAAACAUCAACUGGAAGCUGAGGUUCUGGUCCUGAUCCAGGUUCUGGUUCUGAUUCAGGUUCUGGUUCUGGUUCUGAUCCUGGUCCAGGUUCUGAUCCAGGUUCUGAUCCUGGUCCAGGUUCUGGUUCUGGUCCAGGUUCUGGUUCUGGUUCUGAUCCAGGUUCUGGUUCUGGUCCAUCAUGGCGGCUGCAGAACCAGAUCUGCAGCCUGUGAAACGAAGCAACAGCCUGGAAAUUAUUCCUCCUUCCAUUUCUGAGCAGAAGGAUGAAGACGAAGUUUUAACUACGGCUGAGAAACUCAAACCUCUGAACCUGGUUCUGUUUGGUCCAAAUGGAUCCCUGAAGGCGUCAGCAGCCAAGGUCAUUCUAGGUCACCAGGAUCUUCCUUCAGAGUGUGUCAGGAAGCAGGGAGAGGUGUUUGGACGUGGGGUUUCUCUGCUGCAGCUGCCUGCCUUGGAUGGAAAAGCUCAGCAGGAAGUGAUGGAGGAAUCCUUCAGGUGUGUCUCCCUCUGUGAUCCUGAGGGUGUCCACGCCUUCAUCCUGGUCCUACCUGUGGGUCCCCUCACUGAUGAAGACAAGGGAGAGUUACACACCAUCCAGGACACAUUCAGCUCUAGAGUCCAUGACUUCACCAUCAUCCUCUUCACCACAGAGACUGAUGCUGCAGAUAAAGAUGUUGGUGACGUUAUAAAGGAGAGCAGAGACAUCCAGGAUCUCCUCCAGAUCUGUGGAGGAAGAUAUUUUGUUCUGGACAUCAGAGACAGACGGCAGGUCAGAGAACUGAUGGAGACGCUGGAGAAAAAUGUUUCUGACAGGAAGAAAGGUUCAUCUUAUACAACUAAAACAUUAUUAUGGGGCCAAAUGGAGGAAAAACUGCAGCUGCAGAAUAAACUGAAGAAGUUUGAGUCAAAAUCUGUGGCUCCAGACCCUCCGCUGAUCCCAGCAGCAGAUUGUCUCCGGAUCGUUCUGAUCGGGAAAACUGGCGGCGGGAAAAGUUCAUCAGGAAACACCAUCCUGGGCAGGAAACAGUUUGAAGCCAAAGCGUCUCAACAGUCGGUGACUAGAAACUGUCAGAAAGCCCAGACUGUGAUCGCAGGUCGGCGGGUCGUUGUGGUCGACACUCCUGGUCUGUUUGACAACACGCUGACCGCCGAGCAGGUGGACGAGGAGCUGCUGAAGUGCAUCAGCCUGCUGGCCCCGGGGCCACACGUCUUCCUGCUGGUGCUGCAGGUCGGCAGAUUCACAGAGGAAGAGAAACGGACUUUAAGACAAAUGAAGAACGUUUUUGGUAAAAACUCUGAAGAUUUCACCCUCAUUCUGUUCACUGGAGGAGAUAAACUGAAAUAUGAGGAGAAAACAAUAGAUCAGUACGUUAGAGAGGGAUGUAAUGAAUCAUUUAAGAAACUGGUCGACGACUGUGGAGGAAGAUAUCAUGUUUUUAAUAAUUAUGAUAUAGAAAACAGAUCACAAGCCAAUGAACUGAUCCAGAAGAUCAAUAAGAUGGUGAAGAAGAACAAAGGAAAAUGUUUCACCAGCGAGAUGCUGCAGGAGGCAGAAGCUGCCAUACAGAGAGAGGUGAAGAGAAUCCUGGAGGAGAAAGAAGAAGAAAUUCAGAAACUGAAGGAGGAACUUCAAAAGAAACACGAAGAAGAAAAAGAAUCACUGAGAAGAAAAAUGGAAGAACAGAGAGAAGAGAUGGAAAAAGAGAGAAAACAGAGAGAAGAACAAUUUAAAGAGAUGGAAGAAAACAACAGGAAGGAGAGAGAGCAGAAAAACAGAGAACAGAGAGAAAGAGAAGAGGAAGAGAAGAAAAGAAAAGAGGAGGAAGAACGACAACAACAACAGUGGGAAAAAGAACGAAGAGAUUUAGAGAAAAAGAUCAAACAGGAAUCAAAAGAAAAGGAAACAAUCGAUAGAAAACUGGAAGAGAUGAGAAAACAGAUGGAGGAAAAACGAGACGCCUGGGAGAAAGAAAGAAAGGAGUGGUGGGAAAAACGACACCGAGAAGACGAAGAGAGACGAGAAGAACUGAAGAGACUUCAGGAGAAAUACGAAAAAGAAAGAGAGAAAUAUGAAAACCAGAGGAGAGAAGAUGAAAAGAGGAGGAGAGAACAAGAGAAGGAGAGAAAAGAAUUAGAGGAAAAAUAUCAGAAUCAACUGGAGGAAGUAAAGAGGAAGUUUGAAGACGAAGCCAGAAAACGAGCAGAAGAAUUUAAUGAGUUCAAAGAAAAAUACAAGAAAGAUUUUUCUGCUCUGCUGCAAAAACAUGAAGAAAAAACGAGAGAAAAGAAGGAAAAAUAGAAAGAAAACAGAGAAAAACUUAAAGAGUGAAACGACUAAACAGGUCAAAGAUCAAGUUUAUGAUAAAUGAGAUUAAAAUGAAUAAAUCAUAGAAACAAACAGUAAAAAAUGUC
Gambusia affinis (western mosquitofish) is the source of this 2528-nucleotide messenger RNA. RefSeq names its product GTPase IMAP family member 8-like. The record is from RefSeq and is a predicted model, not a curated record. Gene Ontology annotation, molecular function: GTP binding. The transcript is spliced from 5 exons. NCBI's taxonomy places the organism in Eukaryota, Metazoa, Chordata, Actinopteri, Cyprinodontiformes, Poeciliidae. Bases 295 to 2415 code for a protein of 706 amino acids.